This is a messenger RNA of Giardia duodenalis, 864 nucleotides long. Its product is annotated as Ankyrin repeat protein 1. The transcript has a single exon. Gene Ontology annotation, molecular function: protein binding. Lineage: Eukaryota; Fornicata; Diplomonadida; Hexamitidae. The record is from RefSeq and is a predicted model, not a curated record. The coding region runs from base 1 to 864 and encodes 287 amino acids.
AUGCCUCUGGACACAGUUGAAGAUUGGUUCAAGGCGGUUGGGGCUGACAACCUGGAUUUGAUCGAGGAUAAUGUGUGGAUUUAUGGCCCAAAGAAGGACGAAAACGGAGAAACUGCUCUUAUGAUGGCUGUUCGCAAGAAAAGGCACGUCAUCAUCCCCGUGCUAAUGCCGAACGCAAUCACCCUUUGUAACAACGAAGGCAAGACAGCACUGAUGAUAGCCGCCGAAUUAGAUGAUCCCGACGCCUGCUCUCUACUGGUUGAGUCCGAGGCGAAUGUUUGUACUAGUGAUGGCAAGACAGCGCUCCACAUAGCAGCUAUAAGCAACGCAUACCAUGCAGUGCGUGCCCUUACGGAGAGCCUUGAGGUAAGCAAGGAUAAGAAUGGUAAAACUGCUUUAGAUUUGGCCAUUGAUGGCAAUUGCCUAAGGUCCGUGAAGGCUUUGUUGGCACAUGGCACGUGGACUCGCUAUGGUCAGCUCAAGGACUAUCUACAGAUUGCAGAGAGGCACAACUACAGCGAGCUCGCCGAGUACUUGCGAGGGAUCAUAGCAGAUAUUCCACAGAACGCAACUGAUGACAUGUACCUCAACAGAGUCAUUGACCCCAUAGAAGACAUUGUGUCUGCAGUGCCAAGCGUGUCCAACAUUAAGGUGGAUGACUCCCUAAUGACAAAGACUGCUGCGACUCUCCCACCGCCCAGCAAGAAGAACUCUUGCUGCGGACAAUGCGUUGGUGGCGUUUGCUCCACUGGCUUGAAUGCACAUUUGUGCAAGCUCAAAAGCGGUACUGUUCGUGCUGUGGCAGGACUUCUUGUUGUGGCGCUCUUGUCGAUCCUGUUUAGGUUGUUUCUGAACAAAGAGUAA